AUGUUGCAAAUUGAACAGGAAAAUUUACUUAUACAAAAAACACUUACAGAACGGUUGUUCCCAGUUGAAGGAGACUCACUCAAGUCUCUUGAUCGUAUCAUUACCGAUUUCGACUUUACUACAUACCAUAUUAGCACUGUGUCUGGUGACAAGGGCAAAUUGCUUAUAUCGAUUAGUCAAAAAUGUUGGGACGAUUUAGUCAAGUGCGAUAAUGUUGCUUACUUGCAAUCAAAGUACGAGCAAUACAAAAGCUUGACCAUUUUAGACAAUUCUCAAAUCGAGCAAGGUUACAAUUAUUCACUUAUCUUAGACACGGAAGCCUCUGUCGCGCAGGAUGACGAAGAGACCAGAUUAAAGUUAAUUGAGGACCUUGCACUUCUUAGACGUCAUUCCAUGGCAGCACCAUUCCAUAAGGCGUUUAAUAGGUAUGAUGAACUAGCAAAGAAAUAUGCCAACUCCAACACUUACGCGGAGGAAAUCCAACAAGAGUUGAGUGGCGAAGAAGUCAUUGUUAUAAAAUACAGGGGUGUUGAUGAGACAAUCUACCUUAAACCUUCAUUUGAUCGUGUUACCGUAAUUUUUUCAACCUUAUUCCAGGAUGAAACAGAUAAGGUGUUUGGUAAGGUUUUCUUACAGGAAUUCGUUGACGCUAGAAAGAGAUCGGUGCAAACUGCUCCACAAGUCUUGUAUUCCCACGUAGAUGCUCCGUUGGACAUACAAAACUAUAUUCCACAAUCGAAGAAGGGCAAGAUCAAUGAUGAUAAUAAAGGAUAUGUGACAUUUGUAUUGUUCCCUAGACACUUGGUUCGUGGCGACAAGAGAGAAAACUGUAUUUCGCAUAUCCAGUUGUUCAGAAACUAUUUCCACUACCAUAUUAAAUGUUCCAAGGCGUACAUGCAUUCCAGAAUGAGAUUCAGAGUGAAGGAAUUUUUGAAGAUUUUAAAUAGAGCCAAGCCAGAGAAUGUGGAUGACGAAGGUAAGGUUAUUGAAAAUAGAAAGACUGCAAGUGGAAGAAGAUUCGAUGUUAAGGCAUAG
Lodderomyces elongisporus is the source of this 1035-nucleotide messenger RNA. RefSeq names its product Arc35p (gene ARC35). NCBI's taxonomy places the organism in Eukaryota, Fungi, Ascomycota, Pichiomycetes, Serinales, Debaryomycetaceae. Gene Ontology annotation, biological process: Arp2/3 complex-mediated actin nucleation; actin filament polymerization. The record is from RefSeq and is a predicted model, not a curated record. Gene Ontology annotation, molecular function: structural constituent of cytoskeleton; actin filament binding. The coding region runs from base 1 to 1035 and encodes 344 amino acids. The transcript has a single exon. Gene Ontology annotation, cellular component: actin cytoskeleton; Arp2/3 protein complex.